UCACCGACACUGCCGGCAAGCAGGGUACUUGUAACAAUACAGAUGUCGCCAUGAUGAGUCUGAGCGCUCGCUGGUAGCUACGCUUGGUGGAUCAGGGUGUUUUCUGCGGGUGAAGAUGAUGGAGGAAGACGACAUUGUCAUCACUGGCUUCUCGGCCUACUUCCCCCAAGCUGACCAUCUCGUCGAGUUUAAGGAGAAGCUGUAUGCUGGUAUUGACUUCGUCACAGAAGAUGACGCACGUUGGCCUCGAGGAUUUCUUGGCUUGCCUGAACGAAAGGGCACGAUUCGUGACCUGUCCCGCUUCGACGCCCAGUUUUUCGGCGUCAACCCGAAACAGGCGCAACUGAUGGACCCCCAGAUGCGGUUACUGCUGGAGACUUCGUACGAGGCCAUCGUGGAUGCCGGCUAUGACCCUACGACGAUGCGGGGUCGUAACGUGGGGGUCUUCAUUGGCUGCUCCGACUCCGAGUCCGAGGGUGCAAUUGGCGGUGACGCCGAGAAUGUCGACAGCUAUGUCUUGCUCGGCAACAAUCGGGCCAUCUUCGCAAACCGCAUUUCCUACUCUUUUGACUUCAACGGACCAAGCGUUGCGGUCGAGACAGCGUGUUCAUCGACACUCGUGGCCUUGAACGACGCCAUGAUGGCAAUACGCACGGGACAGUGUGAGGCGGCCAUCGUGGGCGGGAGUCUAAUCACGCUCAAGCCUACGAAAUCGCUUGUCUACCUGAACCUCGGCAUGCUUGGACCAGAUGGAAGGUGCAAGUCAUUUGACUCUCGGAGCAAUGGCUACGCUCGGAGUGAAACAGUAGGCGUCUUUUUCAUCCAACGAGCACGAGAAGCUCGCCGUGUGUACGCCAGAGUGGUCCACGUCAAGAGCAACGCGGAUGGCUACAAGAGUGGCGGACUCACAGUCCCGUCAACAAAGCUGCAAGCGAAGCUCCUUCGUGAAGUUUACGCUGAAGCGAACAUUGAUCCGUUGCAAGUACACUACGUGGAGGCUCAUGGUACCGGCACAAAAAUAGGCGACCCUCACGAGCUGGCGGCCCUAAGCAGUGUCUUCUGUCAGCAGGGACGCAAAAGACCACUCAAGGUUGGAUCCAUAAAGAGCAAUCUGGGACACUCCGAAACAGCUUCUGGUGUUUGCUCUGUUGCGAAGGUUAUCUUGGCUAUGGAGACUGGCAUCAUCGCGGGUAACCUACACUUUAACGAGGCCAACCCCGACAUUCCAUCGCUGCUUGACGGCAGCGUUGAGGUUGUGGACAAAGCGACACCAUUUGCGGGAGGUCCUGUUGGUAUCAACUCGUUCGGCUUUGGUGGCUCCAACGCGCACGCAAUUCUUGAAGCGAACCCAGGAUCGCAGGUGGACAGCAUUGUACGAGAGAAACCAGAGCUGCCGAGGCUAGUUCUCGCGGCCGGAAGAAGCCAGGAAUCGCUUAUGAGGACUAUGGACCGCAUGGAAGCUGAAGGGCCGUACCCGGAUUCGGCCUACGCUCUCUUGAAUUUCGUCGGCCAGCCCAGCGUGAUGCAAUUCCCGUUCCGGGGAUUUAUGCUGUUGCCCGUGGAUGGAUCCGACAAGCAGGUCGUCAAGAUAGUCGAGCCGGCUGCUGUCAAGGAGCGGCCUCUUUGGUUUAUUUUCACAGGCUUUGGAUGUCAGUGGAGAGGAAUGGCCCGGCAGAUGAUGCAGUUUGACGUAUUUGCACGCUCACUAGAGAAGUCGCACCAGGUCCUAACCCAGUUCUCCAUUGACCUGAUUGGUGAAGCGACGAGUGAAAACAAUUAUAGUGAUGCCAUGUCUUCAGUAUUUGCCUCCAUCACAGCAAUUCAGGUAGCGCUGGUAGAUGUGCUUUUCGCCGUAGGUCUUCGGCCGGACGGCAUAGUGGGUCACUCGUUGGGCGAGAUCGCCUGCGCCUACGCGGAUGGAUGCUUAACAGCCGAGCAGACCGUGAUGUGUGCUUACUGGCGAGGCCGCUGCGUGGACCUCGGCGACUUGCCGAAGGGAUCCAUGGCGGCCGUAGGCUUGACGUGGGAAGAGGCCAAGCGACGCUGUUGUGACGGAGUGGUACCAGCCUGCCACAACGCCGUGGAUUCGGUGACUGUGUCUGGAUCACCACAAGCUGUUUCCCAAUUGGUGGAACAGCUGAGGGGCGAAAACGUGUUCGCCCGAGAAGUGGAGGGCGCAGACAUAGCAUUCCACAGCGAACACAUUCGCAAAAUUGCGCCGCCCUUGCUUGAAGCUUUGGAAAGGGUUAUUCCUGAACCAAAGCCCCGCAGCCAGCGCUGGGUGUGCUCAUCGCUUCCUGAGAGCCGCUGGCACGAGCCCAUCGCCCAGACAUCCUCGGCCGAGUACCACGUGAACAACCUUCUCUCACCCGUACUUUUCUGUGAGGCCCUACAGCAUGUGCCUAAAAACGCCGUCGUGGUAGAAAUCGCACCGCACUGCUUACUACAGGCAGUCUUGCGCCGUGCUCUGGGCAGUGAAGCCACCAGCCUGGGCCUCAUGAAGCGCAACGUGGACAACCCGGCGUUCUUUCUCAACUCACUGGGCAAGCUGCAUGUUCUAGGCGUGAAAAUUAACCUGUCACCGCUGUAUCCACCGGUGUCAAUGCCCGUACCGCGCGGAACUCCCAGCAUAGCACAUCUUGUCAGCUGGGACCACUCGCAGUCGUGGAGCGUCGCAAAGUGCGAGGACUUCAGCCCAUCGUCAAAGUUGUCCCAGGAAAUUGCCGAAUUGGACCUCGGGGACAAUGGGCCAGACAGCUACUUGACGGGCCAUCAAAUUCAAGGGCGCAUACUGUUCCCUGCGGCUGGAUAUAUAGUCCUUGCCUGGAAGUCACUGGCAAAACGCUGUGGCAAGCCUUUCUACAAGGUUCCUGUGGUUCUAGAAGACGUCAGAUUUCACCAAGCCACCAUUAUUCAAACAAACGGUACCACGCGCUUUAGCGUCAACAUCAUGGAGGGAUCAGGUCAGUUCGAGAUCUCCGAGGCGGGCGCAGUGGCGGCGAGCGGUCGCAUUAGAAUGGCUGCAGAGAACGAGAAAAUAAUCGACAUGGAGCCGCCAUGCCCGAAUGCCGCUGACAUCGCGUCCUGCGAUCUGGAUGCCGAAGAUGUCUACAAAGAGCUGAGACUUCGUGGUUGUGAGUACUACGGUCAAUUCCAGGGCAUCCUCAAGGCCAACAUAAAAACACGGAAUGCCCUGCUCAAGUGGGACAACAACUGGAUUCCAUUCAUAGACACAAUGCUUCACGGUAGUUGUCUAGCGUACCCCAAACGAGCCCUGAAGCUUCCCGUAAAGAUAAUUUCCUGCCGCAUCGACCCAGUUGUUCACAUGGAGAUGACUAAGAAGGCAACGGAAUCAGGUGUAGGUUACGUCUACGAUAAAAGCCUGCACACAUGCCGUUCCGGAGGCAUCAUUCUGCAAGGCCUUAAGUUCAACACCGCUCCACAGCGUGUCACGGAAGAUGUCAUGGUACUCAACGAGCACGCAUUUGUGCCUCAUAUAGACAGUGAGUCUUCCCGGCAGAGAAGACAGGCAAGCCUCCAAGAAUACAUCGACGUGUGCAGUGGAGCUGCCCAAUGCAUACUACAAAGCUCUUGCGGUCAAGAAUCCGAAUCUCUCGCAGCUGGGAAAUGCAUUUACAGUGCUUCGGAAGAGGGACAGAAAUACAAUCUAAAACAUAACGCGGAGAAUUAUGGGCUGCUGAAGACCCUCACUGCCAUUCAAGAAGAGGUGAACCGUUGCGAUUCCUCGCUAGUGCAAAUCAUCCAAUCAGCUAUUAAGACCUAUGAGGAAGAACUAGAAAACGAUGUCAUUAAGACAGCUCUGUUUGAAGAAGAUCCCUUGAGGCACCUUCUCGAUGUUGUGGUCGAAAACACCAGCACCCCGAAACUUGAAGUUUGCGAGUUAGUCACCGCAAGAAGACACUGCGUUCCGUAUUCCCAGUUUACUCAACUUCUUGCUAUGGCAAAAACAAGGCUGAAGGUUGACUACACUGUGGCUUUCCCGUCUGACAGUGACUUCACAUCAGUGAAUGUUUCAGAAGGAACCAGUUUGCUUCAUUGGAAUCCCUCUGCAGUUCCAAAUAAGAAACUGCCCGAAGCUGACUUCCUUGUGGCAUGCCUUUCCACGUGGGGAUCCAGCCAGAUAGAAAUUCUAGCUCAACAACUUUCAGUGCAAAGCAAAAAACAAGGAUUCAUCCUGAUUGUCUUGCGCACCGCAGUGACACCUGCCGAGCAAGUUUUAAUGUCUUUGGGUUGCAUUCAACUUCAAGUUCACAGAGAAGAGGCAGUGGAAUCGUUGUUCAACUCUUAUGGUUUCACCAUUGUUGGUCUGAAGUCGAAUAAUUUUUCAACACUGCUGCUUCUGCGGAAUACUCUCGAAGAAGCGAAGCCUGCGGUUGUUAAAGUGUCCAGCGACAACUUUCAUUGGAUCGAUGAGUUAAAGGCAAAAGUAAUCGAAUACGAAAACAAGCCAGACGGACACACUAUUUGGCUGAUCGCUGAUGACAACGAUACAAGCGGCGUCCUCGGCUUGGCAAACUGCCUCCGACGGGAGACAGGAGGAAGGCAUGUUAGGUGCAUACUCAGAAUAGGCAUGGAGGAGUCGAAACCGAUCGUCGACUUCAGUCCAGACAACCAAUUGUACAACACUUUACUCAAGCAGGACCUAGUAAUGAACGUCUACAGAGACGGGCAGUGGGGAUCCUACCAUGAUACGAGCAGCAUAUUUCGUGGCCCCCAGACGAUCGCCACGGAGCUCGCCUUCCUCAACGUGCAGACGCGGGGCGACCUGUCCAGUCUCCAGUGGUACGAGUCGCCAUUGCGUUACGCUAGCCCAUCCAGUCGCAGCAACAGAGUCCUCUGCACAGUGUACUACGCUCCGCUCAACUUCAGGGACGUCAUGAUCGCCACUGGAAAGCUGCCGCCCGACGCGCUGCCAAGUGACCAAGCCGACUACGAGUGCCUUCUGGGUCUAGAGUUCUCAGGACGUGACCCUCAAGGUCGCCGAGUCAUGGGUUUUGUGGAAAGUCAGGGCAUGGCUACAGUUGUGUCGGCAGAUACGGAAUACCUGCUGGAGGUGCCUGAAACCUGGACCCUCGAGGAGGCCUCAACUGUCCCUGUAGUUUACAUGACUGCCUACCUGGCUCUGCUUGUGCGCGGAAAUAUGCUUCCAGGAGAGUCGCUGCUCGUUCACUCGGGAAGUGGCGGUGUCGGGCAAGCAGCUAUCUCUAUCGCUUUGGCAAUGGGGUGCACCGUUUUCACCACCGUCGGUUCCCAAGAGAAGCGAGAUUUCCUCAAGAACCGCUUCCCACAGCUCCAAGACAGACACAUCGCAAACUCGCGUGACCUUUCCUUUGAAGAACACAUCCUCCGAGAAACUGGUGGUCGAGGGGUGGACCUCGUGCUCAAUUCGUUGGCCGAAGCGAAGCUCCAAGCCAGUUUACGCUGCUUGGCAGAACGUGGGCGCUUCCUGGAGAUUGGAAAGUUUGACUUGUCCAGGGACUCGCCUUUAGGCAUGGCGGUGUUCCUCAAGAGCACAACGGCUUCAGUGGUGGAAAAGAGACGUCAAGUUAUGAAACUCCUCCGCGAUGGUAUUGCAUCGGGCGUUGUCCGACCGCUGAAUGCCGUUCAAUUCAAGAGCAACCAUGCCGAAGAGGCCUUCAGAUUCAUGGCUGCAGGAAAGCACAUGGGAAAAGUUGUGCUAGAGAUCCGACCUGAAGAAGCGCAGCCGCUGGCCGCACCUGCGACGCCACUUAUAGUGAAGGCCACCGCGCGCACUCGAUUCUACGAACGGAAGUCGUACGUUAUCGUCGGAGGCCUGGGUGGUCUCGGCUUGGAGCUCGCGGAGUGGAUGGUGAACCGUGGAUGUAGAAAGCUGGUCUUGACGACGCGUUCCGGAGUGAACACAGGAUACCAGCGUUUUUGCCUGCAACGAUGGGGAGAAGCGGGGGCCAACGUCCUCGUGAGCAAAGCCGAUGCCUCCACGCUGAAUGGCUCUCAGGAGAUCAUCAAAGAAGCCGAUGCCAUGGGCCCUGUUGGUGGCAUCUUUAACCUAGGCGGGGUGCUUCGCGACGCGCUUCUAGUGAACCAGACAGCCGAGGCCUUCGAAGCUGUAUGCAAAAUCAAGAUCGACGGCACCCGGUACUUGGACGAGCUGUCCCGCACUUUGUGCCCAGAGCUAGACCACUUCGUCGUUUUCUCCUCUCUCGCCUCCUGCCGGGGCAACAUCGGUCAGAGCAACUACGGCUAUGCUAACUCCGCUAUGGAACGCAUCUGCGAGCGUCGAGCUGCCGCCGGACUACCCGGGCUGGCCAUCCAGUGGGGUCCCAUUAAAGAUGUCGGCAUGUUCCUCCAGGCAAUGUAUUUAGAUGUCGAGAGCUAUGAGCUCGUACCACAGCCGAUCGCUUCGUUCAUUUCGGCGAUGGACCAAUUCUUGUGCCAAAGGCGAACUAUUGUUUCCAGCUAUGUAAAGCCUCGUCACUCGACCAAGGAGGACAGCAAAAAGAAGCAUGAUCCUGCACAUUCUGUUGCACGUAUUCUUGGCAUCAAGGAUCCAUCAAGUCUGAACCCGGACGUUAGUUUCGGCGAGCAUGGAAUGGACUCGCUCAUGGCUGUCGAGGUGAAGCAGACGCUGGAGAGAGACUUUGAUCUCGUCCUCUCUAUGCAACAGAUCCGGCAGCUAACCAUCAACGAGCUGCGUACAAUCGGUAAUACCGGCUGUGCCUGUAACGUCACCUCCAGAAACCCCAACACAUCAAACAAUGAAAAAGACUUCGUCAACUCGUCAAACUUGCCACGGCUCAGGCUCUUCGAAAAAACAGUACAUGAAAACAUCGUGGUUGAAAUGAAUGGCCUUGAAGGAUCUAGUCCAGUGUUCUUCGUUCAUCCGAUCGAGGGUCACGUGCGUGCCUUGACAGAGCUGGCACGGUACCUUCCUGUACGCGCUGUUGGACUGCAGCGGACAACCGACGUAAAUUUGCGGUCAAUCACAGAAAUGGCGUCGACUUACUUGAAGGCAAUACUGAAAACGCAGCCCAGUGGUCCGCAUCACCUGGUGGGAUAUUCGUACGGGACUACGGUGGCCCUUGAGGUAGCUGUGCAGCUACAGGCUUCCGGAGCCACCGUUGGGAGCCUAACCUUUCUCGAUGCUGCACCACAGUACGUGCGCGUGGUUUCGGGUUACCAACGCGACCUUCUGGGUCAAGAAACCGAUGAGCAAGAGACAAAUCUCCUCUGUGCCUACCUGAUGCAGUACGUGGACGCCGACUUUUCCGAGGUGCGCGACAAGCUAAGCCAGUGCAAGAACUUUGACACCAAACUAGACGUGGCCAUCAACAUCCUCCUGAAAGCUUUUGGAGACGAGCAACCGAGCCGACAAGACCUUGCAAUUAGCAUGUCUACCUUCUGUGACUGUCUGAAGGCCGGAAGUACUUACGAGCCAGAAGUCAAGUUCAGUGGGAACGUAGUGCUUGUCAAGGCAUCGCAAGCACAAGACAUGGCACGACAGCUACCGCCCGACUACGGUUUAUCGGAGUGCUGUGACGGAGAAGUCGACGUCAGAGUGGUGGAUGGCUCACACGAAAGCUUCAUUUUCGGUGAAGGUGCAAAGCAAUGCGCAGACAUUAUCAGCCAGCAGGUGCGGCGCUGAAGCACGGUGGGCCUUGUACCACACAGGGUACACACGGCAUCAGGGAAGGUGCAUCGGCCGAUGCGAGAAAGAAGAUGCGUAACCUGAUGAAGUGAAUACUAUUUGACUGCACUUUAUUUUUGGGUGUUUUAUAAGGUCUGUUAAAAUUUUGUGAUUCAUGA
Dermacentor silvarum is the source of this 7806-nucleotide messenger RNA. Its product is annotated as fatty acid synthase-like. Bases 116 to 7645 code for a protein of 2509 amino acids. The record is from RefSeq and is a predicted model, not a curated record. Gene Ontology annotation, biological process: fatty acid biosynthetic process. The transcript has 30 exons. Lineage: Eukaryota; Metazoa; Arthropoda; Arachnida; Ixodida; Ixodidae. Gene Ontology annotation, molecular function: fatty acid synthase activity; 3-oxoacyl-[acyl-carrier-protein] synthase activity; phosphopantetheine binding.